GAGGCUAUUUGCCGUUCCCAGCCCGUGACGCCGCUCCCGGGGUCUCUGCCCCCGUUCCAGCCCAGCCCCUCCUCCCGGCCCCGCGGUUUGGGGGGGUCACUGCCGGGGCCGUGCCGGGGGCGGAUUUGGGGGCAGAUCCCAGGAAAUCGGCUCAUGCCGGCCCGACGCCAGCGGCCCGUGGAUCCGUGAGGCCGCUCCCGGCGGGAUGAGGCUCCCGGUGUCCCUGUGGCUGCCGCUGGCCCUCGGGGUGGCCGCGGUGGCCGCGGGCCAGUCCCCGCUGCAGCGGCGCGUGGUCCGGGAUGCGCUGGAAUAUUUCCACGGGCGCAGCAAUGUGCAUUUCCUCUUCAAGGAGCGGGACGUGGACGGGGUCAUCGAGCGGGAGGACCCUUCGGGGACGUUCGUGCGGCUCCACCUGAGCCUGGCACAGACGUCGUGUCGGAAGCAAUCGCCGCAGCGGCGCUGCCGGGUGCUGGAGAACGGGCGGAGGCCGACCUGCCUGGCCUGCUACAAGUUCGACACCGGUGACGUCCCCAAGGUGCUGGACAAGUACCACAACUGCGGCCCCAGGCACCAGCUGGCAGUCAAGGAGAUCCGGCAGCGGGACGAAGCCGAGUGCCGGGCGGUGGAGGAGGCCGGGAAAGCGGGGGACACGCUGUACCUGCCCGGAAUGUUCGCCUUCUCCCGGGGGCUGCCAGCCUAGGCACCACAGCACCGACGGACGCUGCCACCGCGGUCCCGGCCCACCCCGCUUGUCACCCCCCAGCCCCGUGUGACCAAGGAGGGUCCCGGACGUGUCCCCCCCGCCUGUGCCUGCUCCCCAGUAAAGCCAGCGCUGGCUCCGC
This is a messenger RNA of Catharus ustulatus (Swainson's thrush), 842 nucleotides long. RefSeq names its product retinoic acid receptor responder 2 (gene RARRES2). Gene Ontology annotation, biological process: regulation of lipid catabolic process; inflammatory response. Lineage: Eukaryota; Metazoa; Chordata; Aves; Passeriformes; Turdidae. Gene Ontology annotation, molecular function: signaling receptor binding. The record is from RefSeq and is a predicted model, not a curated record. The transcript has 5 exons. Bases 206 to 700 code for a protein of 164 amino acids.